Cornus florida is the source of this 1124-nucleotide messenger RNA. RefSeq names its product gamma-glutamyl peptidase 5-like. Lineage: Eukaryota; Viridiplantae; Streptophyta; Magnoliopsida; Cornales; Cornaceae. The record is from RefSeq and is a predicted model, not a curated record. Gene Ontology annotation, cellular component: cytosol. The transcript has 4 exons. Bases 132 to 857 code for a protein of 241 amino acids.
UAAUUGGUAUCAAAUCAUCUCUGAAUUCCCUCCCAACUUCCACACACACCAAAGCCAAGAGCCCAAGAACUUCCUCUCUCCCCUCCCUUUUCUCUCUCUAGAACCAAUUUAUACAUAUAUAUAGAGAGAAAAUGGGUGGGAAGAGAUUCGCCGUCCUCCUCUGCGCAGAAGAUUCCGAUUACGUGAAGAAGAUCUAUGGAGGGUACUUUGGGGUGUUCGUGAAAAUGCUGGCCGAAGAAGGCGAGACCUGGGACAUGUACAGAGUCGCCGGCGGCGAUUUCCCCGACGAGGAGGAGAUCGGCGACUACGACGGAUUCGUCAUCACCGGGAGCUGCAGCGAUGCGCACGGCAAUGAUGUUUGGAUCUGCGAGUUGUUGAGUCUGCUCAAGAAAUUGGAUUCCAUGAAGAAAAAAGUUCUGGGUAUUUGCUUUGGCCAUCAGAUAUUGAGCCGUGCAUUGGGGGGUAAGAUAGGCCGGAACACCUCUGGUUGGGACAUCGGUGUUACAACCGUUCAUUUGUCAUCAUCGUCGAAGCUCUUCACAUCUCUGAAAAUGCCUGCUCUGCUACCGGUGAUUGAAUGCCAUCGCGAUGAGGUGUGGGAACUGCCACCCAAGGCAGAGGUAAUCGGGUGGUCCGAUAAGACAGGGGUUGAGAUGUUCAAGUAUGGUGAUCACAUUAUGGGCAUCCAAGGUCAUCCCGAGUACACUAAGGACAUUCUUUUGCACCUUAUCGGCCGCCUUCUCCAGCGCAAUUUCAUCGUGGGUGCUUUUGCUGAUGAGGCGAAGGCUAGGGUGGAGAAACAUGAGCCAGACAGGGAGGCAUGGAAGAAAUUGUGCAUCAGCUUUCUGAAGGGUUAGAUUGUGAUGAAAAACUUCAAAAGAAAAAAAUAAAAAUAAAAAAAGAAAAAAGAAAAAAAAAAAUUUGGGGAAUGGAAUUGUAAAUAUGAACUAAUUUGGGCAGUCGGUUAGAGGGGUGCCUUAAGGCAGCGAGCAUGUAGCACAGCUGCAUUAGGCACAAUGGAUGUGGAACUUUAAUCAUCGUUGGAUGUAAUCAUGUCACAUAUCCUGAAAUUGACAAAAGACCAACUAAAUUAUUGAAUUUAAGUUGUUUCCCAUUCAAAUCUA